CUGGGUUUCGCAAAUCCUCACAGAAUUCAUAUGGUUUUUUUUUUCUCCAUUGUUGAACAAGGGAGAUAAACGAUGGGGAGGAGGACAAGGCCGAAAGGGAGAUGCUGUGGGUGGUUUCUGGCCGGAAUAGUUGCGGCGGCGAUCGGCGUAGCUAUUUAUGUGCUUAUUCUGAAACACAAAGCUGAAGAGCCUCCGGGAGUCACUAACCAGAAAUACGCUAAUGCCCUCAAAGUUGCUUUGCAAUUCUUCGACGUCCAGAAGGCUGGGAAGCUGGACGAAAACAAAAUACGUUGGAGGGGAGAUUCGGCGCUCAAAGAUGGAAGCGAAGCGAAGCUGGAUUUGAGCAAAGGAAUGUACGAUGCAGGAGACCUCAUUAAGUUUGGUUUCCCGAUGGCUUACACUGCAACUGUGCUGUCAUGGGCGAUCCUCGAGUAUGGCGACCGUAUGGCUGUCGUCGACCAGCUUGAACCUGCCCGUGACUCGCUCAAAUGGAUAACUGACUUCUUGGUCAAUGCACAUCCCUCUCCUAAUGUCUUGUACAUUCAGGUUGGGGAUGCAGAACAUGACCAUAGUUGUUGGGAAAGACCAGAAGACAUAAAUAAUGAUAGGCCAUUGAUCCAAGUGAAUGCUUCUGUUCCCGGAACAGAUGUUGCUGCUGAAACCGCAGCAGCUAUGGCAGCGGCAUCCCUUGUUUUUAAAUCCACCGACGCUGAUUAUUCAACCUUGCUUUUGAAACACGCCAAACAGUUGUUCACCUUUGCUGACAAAUAUCGAGGAUCCUACAGUGAAAAUAUCCCCGGAGUAGCCACAUAUUACAAUUCGACCGGGUAUGGGGAUGAGCUCUUAUGGGCAGCGAGUUGGCUCCAUCACGCAACGGGUGAUAGGUCAUAUUAUGAGUAUGCAACUGGGGAGAAUGCGGAGAAGUUUGUGAAAUGGGGAAGUCCGACUUGGUUUAGCUGGGAUGAUAAGUUUCCUGGAGCUCAGGUUUUGAUUUCCAGGGUGAGUUUCUUUAAGAAAAAAGCCCCCCUCUCGAAUUCGAUUACUCUCCAGAAGUAUAGAGGCACUGCAGAAGCAGUCAUGUGUGGUCUCUUACCAACAUCUCCAACCGCCACUUCUAGCAGAACAGACUCUGGUUUGAUAUGGGUAAGUCAAUGGAAUGCUUUGCAACAUCCUGUCGCCUCUGCCUUCUUAGCAGUCGUUUAUAGUGAUUACAUGCGUUCUUCUCACACUGCUAAGCUAUUAUGUGAUGGCAAAUAUUUUUCAUCAUCUGAUCUCCGAAAGUUUGCCAUGUCACAGGCUGACUAUGUAUUGGGAGAUAAUCCUAUGGGGAUGAGCUACCUUGUUGGGUAUGGAGAUAAGUACCCGAAAUAUGUUCAUCACAGAGGAGCCUCGAUCCCUGCAGAUAAGAAAACCGGUUGCAAAGAAGGCUUCAAAUGGCUUGAAUCACCCAAACCAAACCCGAAUGUCGCAAUUGGAGCAUUAGUCGGUGGACCAUUUCUAAACGAGAGCUAUGUUGAUGCAAGGAAUAACUCUAUGCAAGGAGAACCAACCACCUAUAAUAGUGCACUCCUUGUUGGUCUCCUUUCUGGUUUAGUUACCACCUCUCCAGUGGUCCCAUCCUUUGUAUGAGGCAGGUGGUUCCUAGCUAAUACAUAACUUUAUACAUGUACAUAAACCCAACAUUAUACAUCUUUAUGUAUACAUAUACACACACGUAGUGUAUGUACAGAGUAUAUCCUAAAAUUCCUAGGUUCUUGAAUGUUGUAAAAUGUAUGUACACAGAAUAAUGGUUGUGUACUUAUUAUACUGAAUAUGGGGUGGCGGACUGGCGGAUGGCAAACCUUUUGUAAGAGGUACGCAGAUGGACGCUCGUCAAGUCGAAUCCGAUUCCCGUCUGGUUAGCUCAGGUGUCCAGAUUGAAAAACUUUAAAUGGAGCUGGAAUGCUGGCCUGGCCCGGUUACUGUUUGGCCUGGCCCGGGUGAUGGGCGGUCCGGGCUCGGGCCCUGCUUUAGGUGAACCGGCCCGGCCGGUUCGGGCCCGGUCCGGGCCGGAUUUUAAUUUAUUUUUUUUUGAAAUUUUUUUAAGUUUUGGGUUGGAUUAGGUAUUUUGGGCCAUUUGAGGUGGUUUGAGGUUGAGGCCUUGAGGGGGAGGGGUAGGGGGUUAAAUAGGAGAACCAAAAUAAUAAAAAAAAAUAUGGACCGGUUUGGCUCGGCCCGGUCCGGCCCGGUUUGGCCCGGAACCGGAACCGGCCACCGGCGGUUCGGGCUCGGGCCCUAGUUUUCUGGCCCGAGGCCCGGCCGGGCCCAGGCCCAAACCGGGCCCGAACCGACCCGAGUCCACCCCUGUCAUCGGACUAGGACAGGGAUGAGUAGUGCCUAUGAAUAAAAAAUGCAAUUUUGUAACUUAUACUACGUAUUGAAUAC
Molecule: messenger RNA, 2424 nt
Organism: Cuscuta epithymum
Lineage: Eukaryota; Viridiplantae; Streptophyta; Magnoliopsida; Solanales; Convolvulaceae
Source: the annotation of a GenBank genome assembly